AUGAAGUCCGUUCUCACUCUUGCUACUUUGUCUGCCACUGCUCAGGCUUUGGUAAGUCGAGGGGAUAGCUGCUGUUUUCACCUAAGCAGCCCUUCGGGCCCCGUCGGCCAGCUGAGCGAUGGUCAGAAUCGUAUUGGCGACAAUAGCCUAGAUGCUGCCGAGUACUGUAUCAGCUCAGAUGGUUCCAUCACGGAUGGUAACGGCCGUGGCUGUAUUUUGACCCCACCAACCACUCAAUUCCAAUGCGACGAGGGUGCUACCCCUACUCCAGGCUUCUCCAUCAGUCCCUCUGGCGAGCUUGAAUACAAGGGCAGCCCCGACUUUAUUUCAUGUCAGACUGGUCAAAAUGGUGGCAUGAACAUCUAUACUACCGACAGCAAUGACUUGAGUCAGUGUUCUACUGUCACGCUGACGGCAGACUCAUGCCAUAGUCCCAGCCCGCCUUCCAGCACCACCUGCGGAACAACUCUAACUUCUGGAAAUUUUGAGUUCCCUCAUUUAAUCAUUCCCAUCGACUCCAGCUCCCCAGGCACUGCUAGUGGCACCUCAUUCAACGGCAAGGUGACAUCUACCAUUUCUAGUAUCUUCAACUUCGAUAUCCCGCAGUCUGACUCCGGGAAGACAUGCAGUCUGGUCUUUCUGUUUCCCGAAAAGGCUGACCUGGAAACCUCCAGCUACACCUUCAGUGGAGAUGGAAAGGUUGAUGUCUCCGAGCUCUCUGGUCCUGCGUCUAGCUCGACUACUUUUAAUAACGCACCGUCUGUCUCGAAGGACCUGGGCGAUAUCACCCUCUCGCCCGGGAACUCUUACGUUGUUUCGACCUUUUCGUGUCCCGCUGGUAAAGCAAUUGCAUUUGAGAUGAAGGAUGCCGGCAGUACUAGCCUGGACUUCUUUCAAGAUUAUAACCCCUCCCCGUAA
This is a messenger RNA of Penicillium angulare, 918 nucleotides long. RefSeq lists its product as uncharacterized. NCBI's taxonomy places the organism in Eukaryota, Fungi, Ascomycota, Eurotiomycetes, Eurotiales, Aspergillaceae. The transcript is spliced from 2 exons. The record is from RefSeq and is a predicted model, not a curated record. Bases 1 to 918 code for a protein of 305 amino acids.